This is a messenger RNA of Synchytrium microbalum, 1005 nucleotides long. RefSeq lists its product as uncharacterized. The transcript has 7 exons. NCBI's taxonomy places the organism in Eukaryota, Fungi, Chytridiomycota, Chytridiomycetes, Synchytriales, Synchytriaceae. Gene Ontology annotation, molecular function: oxidoreductase activity, acting on NAD(P)H. Bases 1 to 1005 code for a protein of 334 amino acids. The record is from RefSeq and is a predicted model, not a curated record.
AUGAAGGCGGCCAUGGUCACCAAGGCUUCCAUUGAAGACGGCAUCGAAGUUCAAACAGUUGAUAAACCUGUUCCUGCCAAAGGAGAAGUACUUGUCCAAGUCACGGCAUCUGCAAUAAAUCCCGUGGACUGGAAAUUGGUAAAAUAUGGAGCUUACAAGUCGUAUCCUGGUCCACUCGGUUGUGAUUUCGCUGGUGUUGUGACUGCAUUGGGAGACGAUGUCAAGGACUUUGCUGUUGGUGAUGAAGUCAUGGGCUUUACAAGGCUUAUGGAAGCUGGACGCGGUACUUUUGCACAGUUUCUAGUCGCGGAAGCUUCAUGCUGUAUCAGGAAACCAGCAUCUAUGCCCUUUGAUGAAGCUUCGACAUUUGGUGUCGGAUCCUUGACUGCAGCCCUCGCACUGUUUUUCCAUCAAAAACUGGCCAAACCAUCAACGUCACCCAAAGACCAGGGUUAUUAUCUUGUUUGGGGAGCUUCAAGUUCUGUCGGAUUGUUUGCAGUUCAAUUGGCCAAAGCAGCUGGUUUCCAAGUCAUUGGAACUUGUUCGCCCAGAAACUUUGAUUUGGUGAAAUCGUUUGGAGCUGAUUUCGUGUUGGAUUCAAACAAGGAAACUGCUCUUUUGGGAGAAAUCGACAAUAUAAUAAAGGACGUCGAGCUCAAAUAUGCACUUGACUGUAUUGGAGCUGAUACAGCACUUCAUUGCGCCAUAGCAUUGGCAUCUGGAGGAAUAUUGUGCACUAUCGCCGGUGAACCAAAAUCAUCGCCUGAAGACAUUGAAGUCAUUCCAACCUUAUUGGGAGGCUAUGAAAAGGAUGUCAAAAAGAAACGGUUUGUUGAGGAUUUCAUUUUGAAUGAUUUGAACAGUUUCUUGUUGAAGAAGGGUUUGAUUAAAGGAAACCCUACACAAAUUCUUGAUGGUGGUCUGAGUGCAGUCAAGGAAGGCUUUGAGUUGUCCUCAACUGGAAAAGUCUCUGGCAAAAAGCUAGUGCUUUUGCAGCAUACAUAA